AUGCAAUCUACUGCUAAUAGACUAUCCGAAGAAAUAACUGAUCUGAAAAAGCAACAAGGUAAACUUCGAACUCAAAUAAGCCAGCAAAGAACUGGUUCAUGGCGUAACACAUUAAGAAAAAAGAUUUUCCGAACACCUCAAACCAAGCCAAAUGAAAAAUUAAAUGACAUAUCAACAUCAAUCAAAGCCAAAACCAAAUCAUUUAAGAAUGAAGAAGCAACAUUUCAUCGAGAAGCAGCUAAUAUUAUCGAACAAAAUACAAAAGCUGAAUUAAGACUAAUUAUAUCAAUGAAACAACAAUUUACUGACUUUGUUAAAUCUUUUAAUAUAUUUCCCAAUGAAUUUAAGGAAGCAUUAGCAUGUUGUAAUCCUAAAAAAGAUCUUCACGAAUGGAAACAUAAUAUUCUUCAUAAAAGUGCUGAACAAUCAUCCGAAUCUUCAGACGAAGAGGAAGACCACGAUCAGAAAACCAAUCGGUAUCUAAAAUCUGUCAAAUCUCGAUCAAUUGAAGAUGAAAAUAGUAAUAACAAAAAAAACAUACGUCAGUUAUCACUCCGAUCUCGAUCAGUUGCAGACAAAAAUCGGGAGAAAAAGAUAAAAGCACCUCAUGAAUCAUCUGAAUUCCAGGCAGUUAAGAGCGAUGACAUCGAUGCCGACAACUAA
This is a messenger RNA of Rotaria sp. Silwood1, 663 nucleotides long. Lineage: Eukaryota; Metazoa; Rotifera; Eurotatoria; Philodinida; Philodinidae. The record is from the annotation of a GenBank genome assembly.